CAGACAGUUCCACCACAAGAUCUCCCCAUAAAUCUGCCAUCUAUACAAACCCCCACAAUGUCCCAUCACUGCCAUGAUGAACACGAUGGCCACGGCCACUCCCACGGCGACGACGGCGCCCACGACCACAGCGACGACAUCACCCCCGCGAUCCAGCACUCGCUAUACCAACACAUCGACUUCGACGCCAUCACGACGCUGAAUGAGGCUGUUGCUGGGUCUGGGGCGGCGGUGGUGAAGAAGACGUGGGCGGAGCGGUUGGAGGAUGUGCCGGAGGUGGGGAGUGAUGCUGAUGAGCAGCUUUUGAUGCAUAUUCCGUUUACGGGCCAAAUCAAGCUUCACUCGAUACUAAUCCGCACCUCUCUCUCCCCUUCCGCCCCCCGCACACUCAAACUCUUCAUAAACCGCACCGACAUCGACUUCGACCUCGCCACCCAACUCCCCCCCACGCAAACCCUGCACCUCUCCCAAACCUCCGAGAUCCAAGAUAUCCCCAUCAAGCGCGCCUUAUUCGGUAAAGUGCAGAGCUUGACGCUGUUUUUUGAGGAUAGUUUUGGGGAGGGGGACGAGGAGGUUAGUAGGGUGGGUUAUGUGGGGUUUAGGGGGGAGUGGAUGAGGUUGGGGGGGGCGCCGGAGGGGGUGCUUUAUGAGGCUGCGGCGAAUCCGAGGGAUCAUAAGGUUAAGGGGGUGGGGGCGUUGGGGAUGGGGAGUCGGUUGGGGGGGUGA
Pseudogymnoascus verrucosus is the source of this 726-nucleotide messenger RNA. RefSeq lists its product as uncharacterized. The transcript has 2 exons. Lineage: Eukaryota; Fungi; Ascomycota; Leotiomycetes; Thelebolales; Thelebolaceae. The record is from RefSeq and is a predicted model, not a curated record. Gene Ontology annotation, cellular component: nucleus. The coding region runs from base 58 to 726 and encodes 222 amino acids.